This is a messenger RNA of Tarenaya hassleriana, 1584 nucleotides long. RefSeq names its product zinc finger protein CONSTANS-LIKE 5-like. Lineage: Eukaryota; Viridiplantae; Streptophyta; Magnoliopsida; Brassicales; Cleomaceae. The transcript has 2 exons. Gene Ontology annotation, cellular component: nucleus. The coding region runs from base 148 to 1251 and encodes 367 amino acids. Gene Ontology annotation, molecular function: zinc ion binding; protein binding. Gene Ontology annotation, biological process: regulation of flower development; regulation of photoperiodism, flowering. The record is from RefSeq and is a predicted model, not a curated record.
UGUUGUUGAACCACGCGUCGAGAUUUGAUUCGUUGACGGAUCCUAACUGGACUCCACAUAUCGCCUCAGCAAAUCAAAUACCCGACUCUUACACAGCUCCGUUUUUUAGCUCCCAAAACACAAAUAACAGAGAGAGAGAGAGAAGCGAUGGGAAUCGAGCUUGAUCACGCCAAGGGAAUGCCCGGCGAUUGGCGCUCGGCGGCGCGUCCCUGCGACGGCUGCAAAUCGGUCGCCGCCUCCGUGUUCUGCCGAGUCGACUCGGUGUUCCUUUGCAUAGCGUGCGACUCGAGGAUUUACUCGUCGUCGCGGCACGAGCGCGUGUGGGUGUGCCAAGUGUGCGAGCAGGCUCCCGCCGCCGUCACCUGCAAGGCCGACGCGGCCGCUCUCUGCGUCUCAUGCGAUUCCGACAUCCACUCCGCCAACCCUCUCGCCAGCCGCCAUGACCGUAUCCCUGUCGAGCCCUUCUUCGACUCCGCCGUCGCUAAGUUAUCCUCCUUCCUCGGCAACUUCACCUCUUCCGCUGCCGUCGAUUUCCCCGCCACGACGGGCCAUUCCGAUGACCUUGGAGUGUGCCCGUGGCUGAUCCCCUUCGAUUUCAAUGAUAACAACAAAAUUAACAUCGACACAACUGCUGAAAUGAAAUCCUCUGACUUUGUUUUGUCCGAUUUCGAUCGAUUGAUCGGCUUUGAGUGCCCCAACUCGUUUCAUCCGCCGCAGAACAGCGGUGGAUCCGACAGCGUUGUCCCGGUUCAGACAAAACCCAGUCAUGUCUCAGCGACUAACACCGAUCACUGCUUCGACAUAGACUUCUGCAGAUCAAAGCUUUCCGCUCUCCGCUACCCGACUCAAUCCACCAGCCACAGUGUAUCGACGUCGUCCCUCGAGUUCGGCGUUGUCCCGGAAGGAAGCACCUCCCUGUCGGAAAUUUCGAUACCCUUUGGACGAAAUGUGAACGGGGGGUCGACAGCAACUGCCGGCGAUCCAAGCCCCUCAUUGUCGGUAGGAACCACGAAUCAGCAGAUAUGCGGUUCGGACAGGGAAGCUAGGGUUUCGAGGUACCGGGAGAAGCGGAAGAACAGGAAGUUCGAGAAGACGAUUCGUUACGCCUCCAGGAAAGCCUACGCCGAAUCGCGGCCGAGGAUCAAAGGCCGCUUCGCCAAACGCACCGAAGCCGACAACGACAACGACAUCGUUCUCGUCGGCCACGUGUACGCUUCCGCCGCCCAAUACGGCGUCGUACCGUCGUUCUGAUUCGGCGGUCGUGGUUCAAUUAUGCAAUCCUACGUUGGAAUGUUAUGUUAAGGCGCGAGUUAAAAUCUUCGGACAAUAUCAGCCGCUGAUCCCGCGGGAGCAUAUUAAUUAUAAUGAGCUUCACCGUAGAGGAACGUCUCAUCCUCUUCUUCAGCUCCCAGCGGAAAAGGAGCCCGUUUACAUUUUUUUUUUUUUUUUGUUUUACCUCACGGGCUGUUGCAAGCCCGUAACGUCUUUUUGGGUUUCCCCUGUUUUUACUAUAACAACAAGUUGUGGAAUUAUAACCUGUAAAAUCUAUUUCUCCGUUUCUAUUGGCAGACGUGUUGGGUUGUC